This is a messenger RNA of Medioppia subpectinata, 404 nucleotides long. Lineage: Eukaryota; Metazoa; Arthropoda; Arachnida; Sarcoptiformes; Oppiidae. The record is from the annotation of a GenBank genome assembly.
ACAGGUGGAAGAAUAUGUUGUUUCUCUCCGUGUGUAGAACAGGUGCAGAAGACCUGUGCGGCGCUCUAUGACAACCACUUCUUUGAUAUCGAAACUUAUGAAUGCGUUCUCAGACCCUAUGAAGUGAAGACUCAAUCCAUGCCUUUGUAUCCGUUCUCAUCGAAGACCAACUAUAGCCAACAAAAUGCUGUAAUAAGUGAAUCAAUUGAUAAGAAAUCGGAUGAAAGUGUAGCUAAAAAAGUGAAAACCGAAAGCAUUUUAAACGAUAAGAGCGAUACCGUUAUGGAGAAGAUAAGCACUGAUCACGUAUUGACGUAUUUGCCAAACCAGGGCACGGGUCACACCGGCUUUCUUACGGUUGCCGUCAAAUAUGAUUAAAUGACACAUUCAUUGGAUUUUGAAUU